Centropristis striata (black sea bass) is the source of this 5256-nucleotide messenger RNA. It is a transcript of the gene spire1b, whose product is annotated as spire-type actin nucleation factor 1b. The transcript is spliced from 19 exons. Lineage: Eukaryota; Metazoa; Chordata; Actinopteri; Perciformes; Serranidae. Gene Ontology annotation, biological process: establishment of meiotic spindle localization; actin filament polymerization; intracellular transport. Bases 226 to 2835 code for a protein of 869 amino acids. Gene Ontology annotation, molecular function: actin binding. The record is from RefSeq and is a predicted model, not a curated record. Gene Ontology annotation, cellular component: cytoplasmic vesicle membrane; cell cortex.
ACACACGGUGAACGCUACGAUCACAAGAACCCCACACACCGAUUUAUGACUGCUGGUACCGAAACCUGAGCCAGUCGUCGGGCGUGCGGGGAAACAAGCACCGGUGCGCUGCUGGCUGCUGCCUCGGGGAGCAGGAGGAGAGCAUCAAUGCCUCCAGGUUCCCUCUCACAUAUCGGCCUGGAACUGCUCUUGUUAUCGGGCCUCCUGCGCUGAGAUAAUGAAAGGAUGGCCGAGCAGCGAUGCGGGGACCACGGAGGGCUGACGGAUGCUGCUGCGGCAGCGACUCACCGGGGUGAGCAGCAGCAUCACAACACGAUGAACACAACGGAGGAAGCGGGAGUGGAGACUCUCUCUUUGGAGGAGAUACUGAGGCUUUAUAGCCAGCCCAUCAAUGAGGAGCAAGCAUGGGCGGUGUGUUACCAGUGCUGCAGGACGCUGGCACAGGCACAUCGGAGCAGGAGAAGCUCUUGCGCCGCCGCCGGAGCAUCAUCAUCGGCGGCUCUGAGGAGGAUAUCCGGACCUGAGGAUGUGAGGAUACAGAAAGACGGGUCUGUGAGGGUGGAACACCAAGGCUGUGAAGGUAAAUACAGCCCUUGCACAACAACAGAGGUGAUUGAGUCUCUGGGCAUCAUGAUCUACAAGGCUCUGGAUUACGGGCUGAAGGAGAAUGAGGAGAGGGAGCUCAGCCCUCCUCUGGAGCAGCUCAUCGACCUCAUGACCAACAUGGCCGAGGCUGAGAGGGACGUCUGCCCCGAUGAAGGCUAUGAGGCCACAGAGGAAGAGGAUGAGGCGGAGGAUGACCCUGACAACAUCGCCAGUGUCCACGGUUACAGAGAUAUCCUCAAGCUGUGCACAGCUCAUUUACCCAGUCUGUCAGACGCCCACAGUCACUACCAGGCAGUGUGUCGGGCUCUCUACACAGAAACCAAGGAGCUAAAUACUUUUCUGGAGAAGAUCAGGAGUGCCAAAGAGAACCUCCGUAAGAUGGAGGAAGGGUCAUCGCAGGAUCCUGGCAGAGACUUGAAUGAGCUACAGAACGAUGACUGGGCAGUGAUUAAAGAACUUCUUGAGAUGGAUAGAACCGCUCCCCUUGAUGAACCGUCCUUAUUCUGUGUACACAGAGAGGCUCGAUUCUGGGUUCAGGUGAUGAGGGACCUGCGUGAAGGGGUCAAGCUGAAGAAGGUGCAGGAGCGCCAGUACAAUCCUCUGCCCAUAGAGUUCCAGCUCACCCCCUAUGAGAUGCUCAUGGAUGACAUCAGGUCUAAACGCUACAAACUGCGCAAAGUCAUGAUAAAUGGAGACAUCCCACCCAGGUUAAAGAAGAGCGCUCAUGAAGUCAUCCUGGAGUUCAUCAGGUCCAGACCACCUCUUAACCCUGUGUCAGCUCGUAAGCUGAAGCCACAGACUCAACCUCCUCCAACACUGCAUGAACGGAUCCUGGAGGAAAUCAAAGCGGAGAGGAAACUUCGACCGGUGUCGCCUGGUGAGAUCCGCAGGGGAAUGCUGGGUUUUGGCAAAACUCGCAGUAUGCCACAGGAUUUGUUCCGUACUGGAUUAGAUGAGUUUAGUCCAUACAUGGGCAGGAGGACAUCCAGCUCUCUGUCUCUGAUCAAUGGAUCAGCAUCUCCCAGGGUAGAACCCUCCGGAUCUCAGUCUGUACCUCAGAGGAAGAGGCUCCUGAAGGCUCCCAGCCUCGCUGAACUCGACAGCUCUGACUCUGAUGAUGAGGUUUUUGGGCGCAGAUCGGCCAGCAGCUCCAGUGUGGCUACAUCUAUGAUGGAUGAUACAUCUCCAGAGUGUGCCCUGGGGAAGAAAACUCCACCUAUGUUCCUGCCCAUCUCUUCUACACCUCAGCCAGAGAGGCGUAAGACCCCACAGAGGAGACACUCCAUUGAGAAAGAAACACCUACCAAUGUCCGACUGUUUCAGCCGCCCUCCAAGCAGAACUCCAAGUCUCUAAGCUCCAACCCUAUCGAGGCAUUUGUGUUGGGGUUGAUGAAGGCAGUUUUUGCUCUGUGCAGGGCCAUUUACAUCAGAGGACGAGAGUCAGCCAAGGAGGAGUUCUGUUUCCCUGUGGAGUGUCUGUCUCUGACAGUGGAGGAGGUGAUGCACAUCAGACAGGUGCUGGUGAAGGCAGAGCUGGAGAAGUUCCAGCAGUACAAAGAGAUCUACACCGCUAUGAAGAAGGGAAAGCUUUGCUUCUGUUGUCGAACCAAAAGGUUUUCCUUUUUCACCUGGUCUUACAUCUGCCAAUUCUGCAAAAAGCCUGUGUGUUCACAGUGCUGCAAAAAGAUGCGGCUGCCAUCCAAGCCUUAUUCCAGCUUGCCCAUCUACUCCAUUGGCUCGACCAACACUCUCCCCAGGGAGAGGAUACAUGCAAUGGCUGCCGUAGGACAGGCACUCUCUGUAGCUGGAGGGCCGGGGCCCUCAUCAGCAGAAAUGGCCAUGACAUCCCACACUCCGAAAGUAGAAACAACGGGAGCUUCUAAAGGAGCUGGAAAAGGAGCAGCUGCUGCUGCUAAAUCAGAGAAGCCCUCCGGUAGCCCACAGCGCCACAGCAUUCACAAGACCAUGUCAAAGUUUUCGAAGCACGGCUCUUUAAAGUCACAUGAAGAACUGGAGCUUCCCUCGGAGCUGACGGAGGACUGGGCCACCAUGGAGGUGUGUGUGGACUGUAAGAAGUUCAUACACGACAUCAUCGCCUCCAGCAAGCACAGCCUGUCACUGGCCACCAAGAGAGCUCGCCUAAAACGCAAGACCCAGUCCUUCUACCUGUCCUCCCCUAAAGGAAGGGAGGAGUACCGGCCCUCAGAACGAACAAUCAAGGAGAUCUAAAACUCUUUAUUUCUCUUUAUCUCUCUCUCUGGCUGCUUCCAGCUCCUACGGCACAAUUAUAAAGACUCAACACUGGAUUUGAUCUUACUGUUCAUGUAUACUUUUCAGACAGGUAAAGCUGUCAGAAUGGCUGAUAUAAACCUCAGUGGUGGACAGUGUGGUGUUUGUUGCUGUGUCCUGAUCAUCGUGUACAGCUCCCUCAGAACAGCAUACUGUAGAUCUGCCAAGUUUUUUUGUUUUUUUUUACCAUAUCAUAGAUGAUCCUUAAACCUCUGGCCACAGACUUUGAGCAAAGAAGCAAGAACUGUUGUGUUGACAAGUGUGUGAAUACAGAAAGACUUCCCUCCCCUCUGAUGACACAACAGCGUGGUCCAAUCCAACUCACAUCUAAUAAGCACAAGACAGAAGACGGACUGAUGUGUGUGUGUGUGUGUGACUUCCUCAGGCACUGGCACUACAGAAGACACGAGGCCUGCAGAGAGAUCAUAUUGUAACUGAGAGUGUCACUCAUGGAAUAUAAAACUGUACAUUUUGUAUGGGUUCUAAUUUAGUUUUUUACAUGUGUGUACAGUAAAUGAUUGUUCGAUGUCACCCAUUGUUUUAAUUUUUAUUUUCUGAUGAUGCUCAAUGAGACUUUCCCCCACUUUCCCCUUUAAUAAGCAUACUUGAACGCAUGCUUGCAUUUUUCUUGAGGAAUCAUCAGUUUUUGCAUCACAUUUAAAACAUUUUCACUGUUUUCAUGCAGAUUGAGUGCCAAAUAAUAUCAUCUGUCCAAACUAUUCAUCACCAAAAUAAAUAAUUUCCUCCGAUGUAUGUUUAUAGCGGUCUUGCAACAAAAUAAUUAGACAAACAGGGGCCGAGCCAGACUUACUAAAGCUGCUGAAAACGUGGUUUUAAAUCAAAAUCUCUCAAAUUGAGUCAAGACUAAAUAAUUAUCGAAGGGAGAAAUGCUCAGCUAAUCUGCUUCAUCAGGACUAUGUGGGUAAGAUUUGAUCAGAUUUGACUGACAGUGGUCUGAUACUGCAACAAAUACAGUACUACACUUCCAUAAAGUAAGGAGACUUAGAAAAGACAGAUUAUUAAAAGAAUGGGGAAAAUUUAAGUUUGUAGAGGCUGAGAUAUUUAAUCCCUUUUGUGUGUUUCUCAGUGCCCAUUGGUUCCAAUAUGGGUUAAGCUAAAACAGCAUUUCCCAUGAUUCAAAAUCCACAGCCCCAGUUGGUAGCACAGGCUUUCUGUUAUAAAUUUGAGUGACUCUCAAGUUCAAUUUAAACUAACCCUGAUGACAUCAUGAGGGGAACGACAGCAGAUGCAGACUGAGUACUACUCCCCAUGAACUGAUCGUCAUGUGUCAGAUAUGUGAAGUGACCCUUUAAGCAAACACUUCGAAAACUGUCGAUGCAAACAUUGCUAAAUCCUGAUUGGUGCAAAGAAGUAUAUGACAUCUCUGCAAACAAGUGAGAGAACAAAAAGCCCAGAAUUCUCACCUGUAAAACCAAAACUUUUCUAACUUUGACAGAAAAUGUGUUUAUGACAGACCCCAUCGCUGAUAGUAAGGAGUAGAUACAAAAAAAGGGUUUUGAGGCCCUUAAAGCACAUUUGUUAAAUCUCUCAGAUGUGCAGAGAAGCAGGAAUAUAAAAUGUUUGACCUCCAAUACCAUGUGUAUGAUUAGUCUUGCCUUUAAAAAAAUUUACAUGAACUAUCUCCAUAUUUUUGCAUUUGCAUUAAAUGUACAUUUGUGUUGAUAGAUGUAUAGUAUAUAUUUACUCAUCUAAUUUUCUUUACAUUAAGUUCUUGACUUGUAUUGUUUAUGUGUAAGGAGUAGUCAUAAUAAAACACCUCAUGUUUAUGUUUUUGUACAGAUGCACAGUUUAUGAAUUUAGCUCACUGCACAGGCAGCAAAAAAUGACACACUUUCAUGCUGUGCAGCACAUACUGUAAGUCUUAAUAACAUGCCUUUAUGGUUUACUUUCAUCAUUCAGAGUCUCAUCGGUGGGAAGAAAUACCUGACUUGUGGCCUGGAUGUUUAUUUUACUUUUCAUCACAUUCCUCAUCUUCCUCCUUAAGAUAUUUCUGCCUUAAGAAUUGCCUUUUAUGAUCACGCUCAUAUGUUGAACAGUCAUCUACUGUAACUGUACAUACUUUGUUUCUACUGGUUUGUUUGUAGAUCAGUUGUGUUGCCUCAAUGAUAUCUUGACAGUGAGACUGUUGUAGAUCUGUGUCUCUGAGAGGGAAACUAUUCCAGUACAGUGUGUUUAGGGGAGGAGUGAGAAGUCCACAGAAGAAACCUCACAGUUUGACAGCAUCAUGCAUGUACUACGGUGUAGCUUGUACCCUCAGUCUGUAUUACCUUUAAGAUGUAACUCCCUGCAGAGAGUGCAACAAAUGAUGACUACAACAAUAAACUAUAAUGCAAUACCUGA